AUGGAUUACCCAGGCUUCCAGUCGCCUCUGGUCGCCGACGACCUCAUCGGCACCCUGAAGAACCACAAUCACUCCAAGGUUCCGGAGGCCGGCGGAAGUCAUCGUGACAAGUCGUCAUCCGUCUACAGCCUAAUUUACACUUUGAUCCCUUCCGUCCUCAUUGCCUUCAUCCUGCUUACCACCUUUGUUUUCCUCCGAAGCAAGCUCCGGCGCUUGUAUGCCCCGAGAACCUUCAUCGAUACCCUGACAGAGCAAGAAAAGACUCCAAGAGACCCUGACACGAGGCUGGCCUGGAUCAAAUACUUCACCACUUUCGAAGACACCGACCUUCUCAACUGGCAGUCCCUGGAUGCUUACCUUUACGUGCGCUUUUUCAAGAUCAUUGUCGUCACGUGUUUCUUUGGCUUCCUGCUCGUUGGCUCCGUUCUCAUUCCUAUCAAUGCCACUGGAGGAGGCGGACAGAAGCAACUCGAUAUCCUGUCAUUCAGCAAUGUCAAGGAUCCGAAGCGCUACUGGGCCCAUGCCAUUGUGGCAUGGGUCUUCUUUGGCUUCGUUCUGUUCAUGAUCACCCGGGAGACCAUUUUUCUCAUCCACUUGCGCCAGGCUUAUCUACUCUCGCCCUGGAAUUCGAGCAAGAUCUCCUCCAGGACUGUCCUCUUCACUUCGGUGCCCAAGCACUACUGUGACAAGCAAAGGAUCAAGAGCCUCUUUGAUGAAGUCAAGACAGUCUGGCUUGUGGAAGAUUUUAAGGAGCUGGAAGACAUGAUUGAGAAGAUGGACAAAGUCGCGUUGAAAUUGGAGGCUGCUGAGAUCAAACUCAUCAAGACCGCCAAUGCGAAGAGGUUGAAGAUGAUCAAGGACCCUCACGCGAACCCUGACGAUCACGACACAGACCAUUGGUUGGCCAUUACGCGCCGUCCGAAGCACAGACACGACAAGUUCGAUUUCAUCUGGGGAAACAAGUUCGACACGAUUGCAGAGUGCCAAGAGGAAUUGCGCAAGAUGAUCCCAUCCGUCAAGGCUGCCCAAAAGCUGCGCAUCGACGGCGACGCUAAGCUUCUUGGUGCCGUGUUCAUUGAAUUCGAGACGCAGUCCGCUGCUCAGGCCGCUUUCACUUUGGUCUCGUUCAAUCAUCCUGAGCGCAUUGUUCCCCGUCAGGUCGGAGUCCACCCCAAUGAAGUUCUCUGGAAGAACCUGCGUAUGUCUGACUGGGAGGCGCUUGGCCGGAAGCUGCUCGCUUUUGCAUUCGUUGUCAUCUUGACGAUUUUCUGGGGUAUUCCUGUUGCCUUUAUUGGUACCAUCUCGAACCUGAACUAUCUUUCGGAGAAGUUCAAGUGGCUCGCCUGGCUCAAGAACCUUAACGGCAAGCAAUUGGGUCUCUUGACUGGUCUUUUGCCCUCUCUGCUGCUGUCCUUUAUCCAGAGCUUGGUCCCUCGAUUUUACAGAUACAUUGCUCGACAGUCGGGUGCAGUCACGCUUUCUCAGGUCGAACUGCGCACGCAACAGUACUUCUUCGUAUUCUCGUUGAUCCAGGUCUUCCUCGUCACCACGUUUUCGUCUGGAGCAACAGCUGUGCUCGGUCAAAUCGCACGCGAACCUCGUUUGGCACCUGCUCUGCUGGCGGAGAAUCUUCCCAAGGCAUCCAACUUCUAUAUUUCGUACUUCGUCUUGUACGGAAUUGCUAUUAGUGCCGAGCAUGUAUUCAAUCCUCUCGGCUUGUUCUGGGACGAGAUUCUGCCCCGCAUCUGGCCUUAUGCUACGCCUCGAGAGUCCUUCAUCAAGUAUGUUACCCUGGACACUCCUGGUUACGGUUCAGAGUGCGCCAAGUGGGCGAACUUGGCAGUCAUCGCUAUCAGUUACUCGUGCGUUGCACCGCUGGUUCUCGGAUUCGCAACCGUCGGCUUCGUCUUCAUUUAUCUAGCCAUGCGGUACAACUUCUUCUACGUCUUUUCCACCGACAUCGACACGAAGGGUGCCUUCUAUGCGCAGGCCCUUCAGCAAUUGACUGUCGGCAUCUAUAUUGCCGAACUCUGCCUCAUCGGCCUGUUCUCGACCCGUAUCCAUGGCGACCUCAGCGCCAACGGACCGCUGAUCCUUAUGAUCAUACUCUUCUUCGCCACCAUUUUCUACCAGUAUCUCAUGCGGGAGACCCUUACGCCGCUCACCGAGCUUCUGCCUCGCAACCUCCUUGCCGAGACCGAAGCAGAUUACGAGGCCCGCAUCUCUUCCGAAUCUGCCUCUGCCUCGAACGCCCAGAACGGCAACAACAAGAAGGACAAGAAGAACCAGAAGAAGGAUAACGGCACUCGCAACGACCAAGCCGCCAGCCAGCACCCGGAAACGCAGCCGCUCCUCGCGCCGGACCACGCCGCGCGCGCAGGCAUGACCCAACACCGCGCGGGCUCGAUCCACCACCCGUCGCGCAUCAACGACAUCUACGGGCACGAAAAGUACAAGAAGGUCAAAGACAACUUCCAGCGGUGGUUCGCGCCGCACUCGCAGUCGCCCGCCGCGCUAGCGUCGACGCUGCACCCGUCGCUGCGCGAGCCCGUGCCCCCCUACCCGGAGGACCUAGCCAAGCUAGCCUUUGUCAACCCGGCCAUUACGCGCGAGCCGCCUACGCUGUGGAUCGUGCGCGACGAGAUGAAGAUUAGUGAGCGCGAGAUCGGCGAGGCAAGGAGGGAGGUGGAUGGGUUGGAUGUUAGGGAUGAUGGCGCGUGGUUGGAUGAGAAGAAUGUCGUGCAGUGGGAGAAGGAGAGGUUGAGGGAUAUGCCGCUUUGGCAUGGUAGGGUGGUUUAUUAG
This is a messenger RNA of Lasiodiplodia theobromae, 2802 nucleotides long. RefSeq lists its product as uncharacterized. NCBI's taxonomy places the organism in Eukaryota, Fungi, Ascomycota, Dothideomycetes, Botryosphaeriales, Botryosphaeriaceae. The transcript has 5 exons. The coding region runs from base 1 to 2802 and encodes 933 amino acids. The record is from RefSeq and is a predicted model, not a curated record. Gene Ontology annotation, molecular function: calcium-activated cation channel activity. Gene Ontology annotation, cellular component: plasma membrane.